Messenger RNA from Mugil cephalus (flathead mullet), 3509 nucleotides. RefSeq names its product oocyte zinc finger protein XlCOF6-like. Lineage: Eukaryota; Metazoa; Chordata; Actinopteri; Mugiliformes; Mugilidae. Gene Ontology annotation, biological process: regulation of transcription by RNA polymerase II. Gene Ontology annotation, molecular function: DNA-binding transcription factor activity; RNA polymerase II cis-regulatory region sequence-specific DNA binding. The record is from RefSeq and is a predicted model, not a curated record. The coding region runs from base 176 to 2599 and encodes 807 amino acids. The transcript is spliced from 4 exons.
CCGGGACGUAUUUCGGUGGUGCACACAAACACACAGUCCGCCAUUCAGGACGGAAGAAAGACGGAUGGUGCGUCCUAUAAUAAAGCUGCGUCCAGUUUAAGUUCCUAUUUGGGCUGAAAUGUGCCACCGAGUGUCGGACGCCGCAGGUUGAGAUUUUUAAAUCGACCGAGCAAACAUGGAGGCGAGAUUCGGCACCGAGGUGGCGUCGCUGGUGGAGGUCGCUAUCCAGGCGACCGUGUCUGUCUUCAGGGAAGUCUGGGCCAAAGAGGCGCCAAACGCCGUGUGGGAAGAGGCGAAGUUCGGCGAAAUCCAGGAGAUAGAGAAAUGCCUGGUGGUGCAGAUCCAGAAACUGUUCGCGGAGCUCUCGUCCGAGCUGCUGGAGGAGAACGAGGCUCUGCGGGCCAAAGCGGGGCAGCUGGAGGACGUCCUGCAGAGGAAAGCCGGGCAGCUGGAGCAGGAGCUGGAAGCCAGGGUGGGUCAGCUGGGCAAAGAGAUGGAGCAGCUGGAGCAGGAGAUCAAGACCAUCAGUGAAGGCGGAGUGGGGACGCCCGAAGGCCCGACACACAUCCUGCUGCGGGACGGCUCCCUGAUAGGAGGACCAGUUUUGUCAGUCGCCGCCUGUCAGACUGACGUAAAAUCAGUUGUGAUGGACUCGCUGAGUCCAGCUCCGUCUUCAGCAGGCGGUAACGCAUCUACGACGGUCAAAUCUGCGAAUGUUGCUACGCCCGUGGCCGCCCCCAUGGUGUUCGUCAGCAAAGUCAGCUCCUCUCCGACGGUGCUGUUGGUGGGUUCCAGUCAGAUCGUCGGGCAGCCUUUGGCGGACGUCUCUGAAGCGACGGCGGUCAUCCUCAAACCAGCAGCAGCAGAAUUGACGCCUCAAGAUGUCCACAGUCCAGACUCCAGCGCUGCUGGUGGCCUCGACUCGCCACAAGAAAAGAAACCUUUACAAGAGGGGCCUUCAGGGAGAACCAGGCGGACGAGGAGGACGACUAGUAAAACUGGCAGAGUUUUCGCAGACAGCGCUGCAGAAAAGCAGAUGAGUGAGGGCGAGAAGCAGGGACGAAGGCUGAAAAAGAAGCAGUCGCACACAGCGAAGCGGUUCUUCUGUGAGCAGUGCGACUGCGGCUUUUACUGGAAAGGCGAACUGAAGAAACACAUGGCGGUCCACAAGAAGCCGUUCCCCUGUGAGCAGUGCGGCAAGAGCUUCCUGGAGAAACGGUCUCUGGAGAACCACCUCUUACGUCACGAGACGACGAAGGACCCGCUGCCUUUCCCCUGCCCUCAGUGCAAGAGGUCGUACAGGAAAGAGCAGUCGCUUCAGAACCACCUCAAGCGCCACCAGGUCCUGAAGCCUCCGAAGCCGUUCGCCUGCAGCCAGUGCGGGAAAACGUUCCGGAUCAAGCAGUCGCUGGAAAACCACCUGUUGCGCCACGAGAAGUGGAAGCAAAUGCUGAAGUGUCAGCUCUGCGACAAGACCUGCAAGACGAGGGUCCUGCUGAAGUGUCACAUGGCCGUGCACUCGGAGGAGAGGCCGUUCAGCUGCGCCACCUGCGGCAAAGAGUUCAAGAGCAAAGACACCCUUCGCUUCCACCAGAUGGUCCACACCAACACCAAAAAGUACAAGUGCACGCUGUGCGACGAGACGUUCAAGUACGCCCACUCGCUGACGGUGCACAAGAGGAAGCACACGGGCGACACGCCGUUCGUGUGCACCGUGUGCAACCGCUCGUACAGGACGGGCACCGCUCUGAAGAGGCACAACGUGGUUCACACGGGGGAGAAACCCUUCACCUGCCACAUCUGCGGCGCCAGGUUCAGCCUGAACAACAACCUGAAGCGGCACAUUCGCAUUCACACGGGGGAGAAGCCGUUCACCUGCAAGGAGUGCGGCAAGAGCUUCUCGGACAACAACAAGCUCAAGUCCCACAUGCUCAUCCACGGGGCCCGGAAGCCGUUCAUGUGCGACCUGUGCGGGAAGACGUUCCUCUUCAACUGCCGGCUGCUCAUACACCAGAGGUACGUCCACGCCAACAGGAACGAGGACUCGGACGGCACGCAAAGCUUGUUCCAGUCCCGGCGGCAGAACAAGUCCCUGGUGAAGCCGUUCAGCUGUAAAAUAUGUCUGCGAGGCUUCAGCGCCGCGUCUUCGCUCAAGCUGCACGAGAAGGGCCACAGCGAGCACAAGGAGUACAACUGCACCAUCUGCGGGAAGUCCUUCCACAACAAGUACUCUUUCAGCUACCAUCAGCGGAGCCACUCGGGGGAGAAGCCGUUCGUCUGCGACGUGUGCGGGAAGAGGUUUUUCCACUCGGGCAGCCUGAAGCAGCACGAACGCAUUCACACGGGGGAGAAGCCGUACAAGUGCGACCAGUGCGGCAAAGCUUUCCGAACGGACGGCAACUUCUACCGACACCUGAGGAUCCACACGGGGGAGAAACCGUUCGAAUGUAUGUACUGUCAGAAGAAGUUCCACCAGUCGAAUCAGCUCAAGUCUCACCUGCAGGUCCACACGGGCCAGAAGCUCUACUCGUGUCAGCAGUGCAACCGGGGCUUCUCCGAUUCAAGGCAGCUCAAGAAGCACAGCUGUGACGGAUCGUAGCAAAACCAAAAGGACGUGGAGGCAUUAGUUACAUAGGGCUCAGUGUACAAAAAUACUUUAACAUUAAAAAAAAUCUGAGCUGGUCCUGUUCGCUCAGUCAUUGGGAAGUUCUUCAGUUUCAGCUUUUGGUUACACCAGCUUCACAAAGGGGAAAAGGGAUGUUCGGCUUAGUUUUAUAUCACCACUUCCUUCCAAGUCAUUUUCAUUACUCGUUAAGGGAUCAGGCUACCACAUGGGAUGUCGGAGUUUGGAGUUUGCAUGUUCUCCCUGCGUCUGUGUGGGUUUUCUCCAGGUACUUCCACAGACGUGCUCGUUAGGCUGAUUGUUGACUCUGAAUUUACCCUGAGUGUGAGUGUGAAUGGUUGUUUGUCUCUGUGUUAGCCCUGCGAUAGGCUGGAGACCUGUCCAGGCUGUACCCCGCCUCUCGCCCGAUGCCAGCUGGGAUAGACUCCAGCAACCCCCACGACCCUAGUGAAGGAUAAGUGGUAUAGAAGAUGAAGGGAUUAAUCGUACGUGGGUAUAAAGUGUAGUUGCAGCUCUUUUCUCUGAGGUUAGCGGAAUUGUUUGUGGCAUUUGUAUUUUUAGUUUUGCUUCAUUAACCUGUUAAAAACAUAAUAAAAAAAUUCCUCAUGUGAAUCCUAGACACGUUAGGGUAGGAUAUGCGUGUAAAUGUUAGGUCUUCAAGAGCUGAAACCUUUAAAUUUUCUCCCUGACUACUAAGGAUUACAAUAUUUUUUUUUUAUUUUGACAUAAAAUCUGUUGUAAAUUCAAAGCCAUCAUAUUGAAUUCCAUUAAGAUUUAAUUAUUUUCAAAGUUGAAGUUGUCAAAUGACUUUCUAAUGUACAAAUCUAUUUAAUAUUUGUAUAUUUUUGCGGUUGUAAUUGCAAUUAAACGGCAUUUGCAAAUCAAA